UAAAUCUCUCUUAUAUUCUAAGAACACUGUAAACAUACACAUAACCUAACUAUUUGUGUAACCUCUUACUGUGUUUUAUAGUUUAUAUUAAUAUUAAAAAUGCCUCUUCCUCCAGCAUUAUUGGCCAAACUUUCCAAAAGGGGUAUAAUUACUCCUAAAAAACAACCAGAGAAAGUAAAAAAGCAGGACUUUAAAGGAUUAUCUUCUUGCCCCAAUAAAAAUAACAUAUACCAUGAUUGUAAUUUCUGGUGUGAAACGCAUUGGAAAGGAGUUGCAACUCCAGAUCCAAAGUAUGUUCGAAACAUACAGAAACUUUUGGCAAAAUAUCCAUUGCCCAGUAACUGGACUGAAAUUUUUGAUAAAGGAGUUGGUAGGUACUAUUAUUGGAAUAUGGAAAACGACUUGGUCUCUUGGUUACCACCAAAGCAUCCUAAGGCUGUUAAAACCGUAAGUGCAGCAAAGCUUCGCGAAAAACGCAUGAAACAAAGCUUGGAUUUAGAAGAAAAAAGGGAUAAAGAUAGAAACAAUGAACGCGACAGGGAAAGAGACAGAUCUCGGUCUAGAGAUUCUGACAAAGAUUCGGAUGAUGAAAGAAAUUACAGGUCUAGGCAUAGUGAUAGAAGAGAUAGGGAUAGGGACCGGGAGGACCGAUACAGAAGAGAUGAUAGACAUAGAAGGAAGUCAAGAAAAGAUGACAUUGAUCCUAUGGAUCCAGCAGCAUAUUCAGACAUUCCUGUGGGUACAUGGAGUGAUGGUUUAGAAAAUAAUAAAGGUAGAGCUGAUAAUACUGCUUCUGGAGUGUUGUAUCAGCAAAGGCCCUAUCCAGCACCAGGUGAUGUCUUGGCCAGUAAUAAGGAAAAAUCUAAAAAGAAAUGAAUAUGACAUUCUCUAACCAUUACUUUUUGACUUAAUAUAAAUAUUUAAAAAAUCAAUUGAUUUUAACUCAAAAUUACCUUA
This is a messenger RNA of Aethina tumida (small hive beetle), 957 nucleotides long. RefSeq names its product polyglutamine-binding protein 1 (gene PQBP1). Lineage: Eukaryota; Metazoa; Arthropoda; Insecta; Coleoptera; Nitidulidae. Gene Ontology annotation, cellular component: nuclear body; cytoplasm. The coding region runs from base 100 to 876 and encodes 258 amino acids. The record is from RefSeq and is a predicted model, not a curated record. Gene Ontology annotation, molecular function: protein binding; ribonucleoprotein complex binding. Gene Ontology annotation, biological process: alternative mRNA splicing, via spliceosome. The transcript has 3 exons.